AUGCAUAAACUCAAAUCUAUGCGUACUCGUAAACCCUUGAAUUCUGUGGUUAUGAUCACAGAGCCCGUAUGUGUCGUUUACUUAACAGAGGCACGACAAGUGUCCUCUGAAAGCAUUAUUAAUAAUGAAUCUGAAGCUUCUGGCGGUGAAUCCAUUGACCAAAAUCUCAGUGACUCGGCACAUAGUGAAAAUUAUGUUCUCAAUGAAAACGCAGUCGAUGAUGUUGCUUUCAAUAGUGAUGAUGGUCACGAUAGUGAAAGGUUUCAGGAUAUGUCAGACCAUGCAUCGACGACUGAAUUUUCGGAUUCGUUAAAUUCUACUGUAGUAUCUAAUCAAGGCGAUGCAUUUUUCAAUAUCGAAGAUUUCGAAGCUCAUCUUGCCACCGCUUUCACAGAAGCCAAUAUGAAUCAUCAACAGAUUAAAAUUGUUUUGAAAGUUCUGAAAACCCAUGAUUGUGUUGAACAGGUCUUCGUCGCAUUCUUUUUGUCCACUCCUGCGGAAAUGAUUCCUGAUGUUCUGCUAGUAGAUAUGAGCACUGAUGAGGCAUCACUCGAUAAAGCUAGUAAAAUUAUUAUGUGGCCAAUUCAAAUUAGAAUUGUAAAUAUUGCUAAAAGUAGUCCAGAGAUUGUUGGUAUUUUUAAAGCUAUGAGGAUAUUUGCAAAUCCUUUAGCUUCCAAUGAAUUAAUUGACUUAGCAGAACAGUUCAUAAAAAUAUUUGUUGAUAGAGCAUCAGAUGUUUAUGGCAUUGAAUUCUUUCAUACAACACCCAUGCUUUGUUACACCUUGCUGAGGAUAAAACCUGCUCAACAUUUGGAACAAAUUUCUAAAAGACGUUCUGAGAAUUGUUCCGUUAACGUCAGGAAGCGUGUUGAUAGUAACAGUUUCAAAUUUAUCAGUUCACAUUCAGAUGGCCCAGAACUGAAAUUGAUUAUACCUAUAGGCAGUAUAAAAAGUAGUUAUGGAGGAUCUCAGAGGACCCAGCUCAUUUCCAUAAUCAAUAGACUUUGGAAGAAUCCACUCAAACUUAAAAGUUGUACAAAGAGAGCAACUUGCGGGAGCCAUGCAACUAUAUCACCCAUACUUAUGUCCCGUAUACAAAAAAAAUUGGGGGGAGCUUCUCCUGAAACAGCUACGUCCAACCUCAUGGCUGAUUUGCAGAGGACCCAGGCUGAGAACCCUAAGUUGUUCCAAAUGCUGCAGAAGUCUCCAGUACAUCAGCAUCGGAACGAUAUUACGCGGAAAAACAGCACCCCGAACGUUAAUAAACAACCGUAUAAACAUCAGGCAACUAAUAGUAGUAGGCACUUAAGUAGACGAGACGAAAAUAUACCUCAAGCCUCAACGUCCAACAUGACCAUGGAAAAGUUUCAAAGAGAAGUUCUACAGUCAUUGAGUGAUCUAAAAGAAAGGUUAUCUGACUGCGAGCGUAUGACUAAGGAAAACAAUUCAAUGUUGAAGACUCUUACGGCGAAAAAGAAAGUGGGAAAAAUGAGUUGUCCAAGCUGGUUGCCUUUUAAAAGUGUCGAAGAUCUAAUUUCCUUUGAAAAUGUUGAUGACGAAACAUUCAAUCAAACUGUCGAUUAUCUAGUGUAUUUGGGCGGCCGCAACGUCGAGGAUAGUCUUUCCCUAUACCUCAAGAGCAGCUUUGAAGUGACGGAGAGUUUGCUUAAAAAAGUAUCUUGGCUUGGCCAGCCAAGUAAAAAUAUUACAAGCCUUUCUGAAUCACGCUUCAUAAGAGCUUGUGAAGAAGCGGUGUCCUCAUACAAUAAGUUUCGAAAGCCCAAUAACACAGAGUUUUCGGACGCUGUGACCAAAGCUCUGAAGGCUCUUAAAGAGAACUUACGGCGCCAAAUUGUAGCAAAAGCUGCUAAAAAGCAGCUACCUCGACGAUCAAGGUCUCGCUCUUCGGGUGGGAGCAAGGAACAGAGUAGGGGCGUGAUGGAGCUUGAAGGAGGGCAACCAACUCGGCAGUCCCGACCCAGGUCUCGCUCUCCGGACGGAAGCAAGGAUCAGAGGAGGAAGGUGAUGGGACUUCAAAAAAAAAUACCACCUCGGCAGUCCAGAGUCUCGGAAGUCCAGAGUUCAGAGUCAGAAUUCCUGAGUCACAACAAUACCUCACUACUGACUCAAUCGCCAGAUGGAAGCAAGGAUCGGAGAAGGGACGUGAUGGAGCUUCACGGAAAGCAACCAUAUCGGCUGUCCCGACCACCCAGGUCUCGCUCUCCGGAUGGGAGCAAUGAUCGGAGAAGAAGCUUGAUGGGGCUUCAAAAAAAGCGACCGCCUCAACAGUCCAGAUCCAGGUCUCGAUCGCCGGAUUUAAGGGAGAAUCGCUUCGAAACAAGCACUUCGAGGAGAAGGAGCAUGGAGCUUCAAAAAAAGCAGGAACUACCUCGACAGUCCAGACUCAGAUCUCGCUCUCCGUGUGGGAGCGAGGAUUACUUUGAAGCCAGUACUCCAAAGAAAAGUAAGGUGAUGGAGCAGGAGCAGAACGAAUUUCUGAGUCGCAACGAUACCUUACUACUACCACAUAAUAUUAACACAACAACCGUCGUCUCCGAGAUUCAUAAUGUCCAGAAUGACGAAAAUUCUCUGGAAAAUAUCGGCAAUCGUGGAGGCGAUGAUAUCGAGAGUGUUGCUGAGUUCCAGAAUGAUGCGCAAGAUAUGGAGGCUAAUUAUAAUGAAGAAAAUGAUGCAGUAGCUGAGGCGAGUGAUGCAGAUGAAGGAAAUAAGAAUUAUAAUGAUCAAGAAAAUGAAGAUGAAAGCGAUGACGAAGCAAUGCAAAUUGAGUGCCUUGUAGACGACCCCGACGUUCGAUCAUACAUACUUUCGCAGACUGCGAUGGAACAAAAAUUAUUUUUUAAAAAUAAUAUAUAAAAAAUAAAGUUUAUCAAUUAAAAUUAA
Molecule: messenger RNA, 2901 nt
Organism: Nasonia vitripennis (jewel wasp)
Lineage: Eukaryota; Metazoa; Arthropoda; Insecta; Hymenoptera; Pteromalidae
Exons: 13
Coding region: 1-2874 (957 amino acids)
Source: RefSeq, a predicted model, not a curated record